Lutzomyia longipalpis is the source of this 1446-nucleotide messenger RNA. It is a transcript of the gene Gbeta76C, whose product is annotated as guanine nucleotide-binding protein subunit beta-2. The transcript is spliced from 4 exons. Gene Ontology annotation, biological process: G protein-coupled receptor signaling pathway. Gene Ontology annotation, cellular component: cytoplasm; heterotrimeric G-protein complex. Bases 326 to 1366 code for a protein of 346 amino acids. Gene Ontology annotation, molecular function: signaling receptor complex adaptor activity; protein binding. Lineage: Eukaryota; Metazoa; Arthropoda; Insecta; Diptera; Psychodidae. The record is from RefSeq and is a predicted model, not a curated record.
ACUGCCACCUGACUUUAAACCGUUGGAGAUUGGAUUAAGUAAAAUUAAUUGUAAGGACCAACCUGGAAGAUAAAAAAAAAUUAAAAGAAAAGUCUUUAACCCACCUGUUGAAGCGUCGUUGACACACACUGAUCAAAUUACCGGAAUGGAUCGAUUUUAUGAGUCGCCAAAGUGUGGCAACAGUCAAGCCUUAAGAAUGCCUCCAAUCGGCUUAUUUAAUUCAAUUACUGCCCUCAAUACAGCUCCGCAUCCACGAGAACCUCAAAGAGAAACAAACUUCUGAAUCACUUUCAGUUUAACUUUUGCCGGGAAAAGUCGCAAGAAAAUGGGUAAAGACGACGCUGAGGUUGCAGCUCUGCGUGAUGAACUCAAAGGAUUGUAUGAACAGUUAAAGGAAGAGCAGAAAAAAGUGGCUGAUUGUAGCCUAGUGGAUAAAUGUGGAGAUGUGGGUGGAGUUUCUAAGCUCCAUAUAACCACGAAGAAAUUCCUCAAAGGUCACAUUAAUAAAGUGAAUUCUGUGCACUUUGCUGGUGAUUCUCGUCACUGCGUAACCGGAUCUCUAGAUGGGAAGCUCAUAAUUUGGGACACUUGGACAGGCAAUAAAGUUCAGGUGAUCCCAUUGCGUUCAUCCUGGGUAAUGAGUGUGGCUUUCUCUACAUCUGGGAACUUUGUUGCUUGUGGAGGAAUGGAUAACAUGUGUACGGUUUACGAUCUCAAUAAUCGUGAUGCAACUGGUACGGCAAAGAUUGUAAGAGAACUUGCGGGAUACGAAGGUUUUCUGAGCUCUUGUCGUUUCCUGGAUGAUAGAAACAUCCUAACUGGCUCUGGAGAUAUGAAAAUAUGCGUCUGGGAAUUGGAAACAGGUAAGAAGACAGCGGAUUUUGAAGCUCACGCUGGAGACGUUGUGUCCAUCUCCUUGUCACCCGAUGGGAAGCAAUAUGUGACGGGAUCUGUGGAUAAAACGUGCAAAUUGUGGGAUGUACGAGAGCAGAGCCCCCGACAGACAUUCUAUGGGCACGAAGCUGAUGUGAAUAGUGUUUGCUUCCAUCCAGGUGGGCAGGCUUUUGCAACGGCAAGCGAGGACAAGACAGCACGUCUCUUUGAUAUUCGUUCAGAUCAGCAAGUGUGUCAGUAUGAGCCACCAAAUAAAUCCAGUGGAUUCACUUCUUGCGCUCUGUCUCUCAGUGGACGGUACAUCCUCUGUGGGAGUGAUGAUAACAACAUCCACUACUGGGAUACUCUCAAAGGAAACCAUCUUGGUUCUCUUCCCGGACAUGAGAAUCGCGUUACUUCUAUCUCAAUGUCACCCAAUGGCAUGGCUCUUGCUUCAUGCAGCUGGGAUAAUAAUGUUAGAAUCUGGGUUUGAGCAGAUUGUAAUUUUAUUUUAAUCGAUUCGUUAAAUAAAUAAAAAUCAUUUCUCAUCAAUUGAAAUAUUAAAAUCAGAAA